Messenger RNA from Paraglomus occultum, 246 nucleotides. The record is from the annotation of a GenBank genome assembly. NCBI's taxonomy places the organism in Eukaryota, Fungi, Glomeromycota, Glomeromycetes, Paraglomerales, Paraglomeraceae.
AUGCCUCUACCGCUCGCUGCCAACAAUGACAGUCACGAAGACGGACCUAAGUUCUGGCGGAACGCGUUUCUGGCGUUUCGCAUAACAAUUACCGCAAACAUUGCAUCGCACCGACCUGGCUGGCAGACCAACGGGCGAUAUCAACGAGGGCCGCCCAGAUACAAGGAGAAAGCGGCUCGUCGGGCAAUGGGCAAUAAUUUGUCCCAUAAUUUUCUGUCUCCUGUUAGAGAAAAGUGGUGGUUGUGA